Messenger RNA from Sclerotinia sclerotiorum 1980 UF-70, 1047 nucleotides. RefSeq lists its product as hypothetical. The coding region runs from base 1 to 1047 and encodes 348 amino acids. Lineage: Eukaryota; Fungi; Ascomycota; Leotiomycetes; Helotiales; Sclerotiniaceae. Gene Ontology annotation, biological process: rRNA processing. The transcript is spliced from 2 exons. The record is from RefSeq and is a predicted model, not a curated record. Gene Ontology annotation, cellular component: nucleus.
AUGGGUUCAAGCGCGAGAAAAAAGAAGGAAAAGAAGAAAGACUUCCAGAAAACGAAACUUCGAGUGGGCAAAACUAAGGCAAAGGCCGACAACUUUACAGACACCAGUUUCAAGUCCAAAUCAAUUGUCGUAAACCAGCAAUCUCUCACAACUUCUGCGCCUUCAAAUGUUGUGCAAUUUACUCAUUAUCUUUCACUGGCAUCGAGUUCAAAGUCGGACACCCAGCGAAAGGAUGCGCUCUCAUUUCUCACAACACAACUCUCUUCACAGCCUGUGAAUGAAGCAAUACCUCUCCCAACCGCUGUUAUCCUCCCGAAACUCCUACCUUUAAUCCUCGACGGAAAUGCCUCUGUGCGAUCACAGCUCCUCAAAUUUCUCCGACUUCUGCCACCUGCGGAUAUUGGUGAUCGAGUGGAAUCUGCCUUAUUAUACACAAGAGCUGGUAUGACGCAUUUGGCUACGGAGAUUCGUGUCGAUGCUUUGGCUGUGUUAGAAUGGCUUCUUCAAGUUGCGGGUGAUGAUGUGGUUUCAUGUCCAGGUGGGUGGGUGAAAACAUUGAAAAGUUUCAUGUCGAUGAUAGGCUGGACUACGAGCAGCGCAACGUCAAAAUGGUCAUCUGCAAGUAGAGUUAGCUUUGGAAUAAGUAGGGCUAGCUUUGAGAAGUCAGGAAAAACUCUUCCUCGACAACUAUUGGUGCUUUCCCAGUUUCUUAAGGCUGGCCUUGUGGAACCAGAUACGGCUGCGCAACCAACAACAAGUGAUAACCACUUUCCACUUUUUGAUGUCGAGCGACAUAUGAUACCUUCGAGGGCAAACGCAUAUGCACAUCUCAAUCUAUUCGGAUCAUCCAGAGAUGAAGAGGGAGAAAUGUAUAUUGACCGGGAAGAUCGUCAAAGGGUUUUUCACAAAAGAUUUCAGGCAGACGUGGUCACUGGAGUAGAGCAUGCUAAAAGAGAAGCAGGUGAAGCUGGCAGAGCUGCAGCAGUCCUCACAAAAGUUCUACGAGAUGGUAUGAAUGAUUAUAGUGGCGUUGAUGAUACCCAAUAA